Molecule: messenger RNA, 378 nt
Organism: Scedosporium apiospermum
Lineage: Eukaryota; Fungi; Ascomycota; Sordariomycetes; Microascales; Microascaceae
Exons: 2
Coding region: 1-378 (125 amino acids)
Source: RefSeq, a predicted model, not a curated record
AUGCGUGGUGACAACGAAGGUCUAGGUGGCGUCGGCGGCUCCAUGGAUGGCCACGCCGGUGACAAUGUGGUCGAACAGUUUCUAAUCCCACAAGCCGACAACACGAAUCCACCCCUCCGUUCGGAACAAAAGCAUGAGCACAGCGCUGGGCCCGCUGCUAGAGACGAAACCGGCGACGCAUACCACGGAGGAUACACAAAUGGGACCGCCGCGAUGCCGAUCCUCGAUAAUGCCAACGGCGGUAAUCAGAGCGCGGAGGGUCCCGCCGGACUUGAUGGCUCGCUCAAAUCGGCAGACCAAGACAUCAGCCCUGCUUGGCCUUGCGACAUGUCUGAUAAUAAUACGGUGGUCCGACAGGACCCAGUGAUUCGGGAGUAA